Molecule: messenger RNA, 909 nt
Organism: Eimeria necatrix
Lineage: Eukaryota; Apicomplexa; Conoidasida; Eucoccidiorida; Eimeriidae
Product: Orotidine 5'phosphate decarboxylase-Orotate phosphoribosyltransferase, related
Exons: 3
Coding region: 1-909 (302 amino acids)
Biological process (GO): 'de novo' pyrimidine nucleobase biosynthetic process; pyrimidine nucleotide biosynthetic process
Molecular function (GO): orotidine-5'-phosphate decarboxylase activity
Source: RefSeq, a predicted model, not a curated record
AUGCAGAGCAGUUCCAGUCUUCUCCCGCUGCUCUCUGGGGCUGAGCCUGCCCUUUGUUUGGCGCUAAGUCCCCCUCUAUGGGGGCCCCCCUGCGAUGUUGCCCGUGAGGGGCACUUGGGGGCCCCCUCGGGGGGCCCCCCGGAGGCUGGGGGGGCCCCGGGGGGCCCCCAGGGCCCCUGCAAAGCCUGCGGGGAACCCGCCUGCAUCUGCGAAGUGCAGCAGCAGCUGCUGCAGGCCCUCGCUGCUGCAGCAGCAACAGGAAAGCUGCAUGCAGUGCUGCUGGAAAUGCCUUUCUACGAACAGUUUGGCCCGAAGGGCUUCAAGUUGCUGGAAAGAGUCGCCCAAACAGCCCAUCCGCUGCCCCUCAUCCUCGACGCCAAAAGGGGGGAUAUUGCAAACACAGCAAAGGCUUAUGCCCGGGCCCUUUUUGGCGUUUUGGGGGCUGCUGCUGCUACUGUCAGCUGCUACAUGGGAAGAGACUCAAUAAUUCCUUUUCUUUCUUUCAACAAAAGUGUUUUCGUUUUCGUCGAGUGUCUCCCUGCUGCUGCUGCUGCAGCAGCAGGACUAGCUGCUCUCAAGGGCUUUAAACCCCCUGCUGCUGCUGCUGCUGUUCCUGCUGCUGCUGCUGCUGCUGUUCCUGCUGCUGCUGCUGCUGCUGUGGAUGCGGCUGCUGUGGGUGCGGCUGCCAAGACCGGUCAAGGAGCAGCAGCAGCUGCUGCCAAAACGGAAGCAGCAGCAGCAGCAGCAGCAGCAGCAGCACCAGCAGUAGCAGCAGCAGCAGCAGCAGCAGAUCCCGCAGCAGCAGCAGCAGCAGCAGCAGCAGCAGCGCCUGUGGCUAUGUAUGAACAUGUUGCUGAGCUUUGCAGCGAACUGUCGGCAGCGGAAGGUAAGAAGACAAAAAUAGAUUAA